Messenger RNA from Plutella xylostella (diamondback moth), 1323 nucleotides. It is a transcript of the gene RagA-B, whose product is annotated as Ras-related GTP binding A/B. NCBI's taxonomy places the organism in Eukaryota, Metazoa, Arthropoda, Insecta, Lepidoptera, Plutellidae. The record is from RefSeq and is a predicted model, not a curated record. Gene Ontology annotation, molecular function: GTP binding; GTPase activity. Gene Ontology annotation, biological process: cellular response to starvation; positive regulation of TORC1 signaling; negative regulation of autophagy. Gene Ontology annotation, cellular component: Gtr1-Gtr2 GTPase complex; nucleus; lysosome.
GUUUCGAACACAACUCUUUGUUGUUGAUUGCCUUGAUUGUCAUCAUUGGAAAUUUCAGAAGUUGAAUUCAAUAUCAUUAAUUUACGCCUCUUUCCUCUAAAAAGUUAUUUUGAGUAAUUAUUUCACACACUAAACACACUGCUAUUGAAGUCUUGAUAAAACAAGUUGCACAAGUAUCCAAAACAUCUUGUGAAUUAAGAAAGUUAGCCUUCUCAAGUGAAUUAAUUUUGGGGAGUUACAGCACAGCUGUAAAGCCACAAACACUUAUUUUCUUUUAGAGUCCCUAUAAACCGUCACCAUUCAGAUCAUGAAGAAAAAGGUUUUAUUGAUGGGGAAGAGUGGCUCGGGGAAGACCAGUAUGAGGUCUAUCAUAUUUGCCAACUAUAUAGCCAGGGAUACUAGAAGACUUGGAGCUACAAUUGAUGUGGAGCACUCCCACGUCCGGUUCCUGGGCAACCUAGUGCUGAACUUGUGGGACUGCGGUGGUCAGGAGGCCUUCAUGGAGAACUACUUCGCCUCGCAGAGAGACAACAUCUUCAGGAAUGUGGAAGUCCUCAUCUAUGUGUUUGAUGUGGAGAGCCGUGAGAUGGAAAAGGAUUAUCACUACUACCAGUCCUGUUUAGAAGCUAUUUUACAGAAUUCACCAGAAGCAAGGAUAUUCUGUCUUGUUCACAAAAUGGACCUUGUUCCCGAGGAGACAAGAGAUGAGAUCUUCAGGUCACGGGAGGAAGAUCUGAAGAGGUUGUCUAAACCACUAGAGUGCACAUGCUUCAGAACUAGCAUAUGGGAUGAGACCUUGUACAAAGCAUGGUCGAGCAUAGUGUACAAACUAAUUCCAAAUGUGAAGGCGUUAGAAUCGUCACUAAAACAGUUUGCCGCCAUUGUGGAUGCAGAUGAAGUGCUUCUGUUCGAGCGCGCGACGUUCCUGGUGGUGUCGCACUGCCAGCGGCGGCCGCACCGCGACGCGCACCGCUUCGAGAAGGUCUCCAACAUCGUGAAGCAGUUUAAGCUGUCCUGCUCCAAGCUCGCCGCGCAGUUCCAGAGCAUGGAGGUCCGCAACAGCGUGUUCGCGGCGUUCAUCGACGGGUUCACGAGCAACACGUACGUGAUGGUGGAGAUGUCCGACCCCAAGAUCCCGUCCGAGGCGACGCUCAUCAACAUCCGCAACGCCCGGAAACACUUCGAGAAACUGGAGAAAGUGUCAUCGAGCGCGCCUCAGUACCACUAAGUUAGUUAAGCCCUCGAUUAUUCCGCCUCAUGUUUCUGAACGGUCGACCAAUGGCGUGCAAGAUUUUUCGGAGCGGUGACAGCUGUCAGAAUGCU